AACUAUUAUCAUCACAAACACACACACACAUACACCAAAGAACAACAAAAUCUUUCUUUCUUCUUCAUACAUCAAAGAGAGAAGCAAUGGAGGCAAUGAAGAUGAUGGUUGUUUUCAUGGCCGUUGCAGUGGCUUUCUCAGCCGUAGGACAAGUUGCGGCCGCCACCAUGGAGGCUCCGGCUCCAAGCCCAACUUCUGAUGCUGCUAUGUUUGUACCGGCAUUGUUUGCAUCUGUUGUUGCUUUGGCAUCUGGUCUUCUCUUUUGAGCCCGAAACACACACACUUAUCAUUCUUUUUUUUUUCUCCAUUCAUUUUAUUGUUUUGGUUAAUGAGUUUGUGUGAUUUGACUCUAUUGUUAUCAUAGAGUCUUGUAUUAUUCUUAAUGUAACCAUCUGUUUCUAUAUGUGCUUGUAUGUAUUUACGUAUCAUCAGUCGUCAGACUGUUUAUGGAUUCGUUUUUCUUACAA
This is a messenger RNA of Eutrema salsugineum, 467 nucleotides long. Its product is annotated as arabinogalactan peptide 21. The record is from RefSeq and is a predicted model, not a curated record. The transcript has a single exon. NCBI's taxonomy places the organism in Eukaryota, Viridiplantae, Streptophyta, Magnoliopsida, Brassicales, Brassicaceae. Bases 87 to 266 code for a protein of 59 amino acids.